AUUUUCCAUCCCUGGAUGUCACUAUCUUUAUGUACCCAAACAAUAGAAAAAAAAUAGAUUAGGCAUGUGAAAUUUUGUUAGCACAAUUUGGCAAAGAAAUUGAUAUAAAUUAACACAAAACCUUUGAACAAGUAGUGCAGUUGCCUAUUACACAAAUAUUUAGAAAAUUUGUCAUCUUUUAAUACAAACAACUCUACAACCGCUGUAUAAUUAUUUCACAAAAAUUAAAUUUUCAAUAUAAAUUCCAAAAAGUGCAAUAUGAAUUUGAAAUGAAUUAAAAGAAAGAAAAUUUGCAACAUCUUUGUAAAAUAAAAAGAAACUCCAAUAAGAAAAUUAAAUCGCCUUGAACUUGGUGAUAAAAUAUUUUUUUUUGUAGCAGGUGGAAAUAAUCUUAAUUAUAUCAACAAGAUUAAAAACAAAAUGUCAAUGAGAUCAUACCAGAAUUCUGCCCAACGUUUGCUUAAAUGUUUUUGCGGCUGCCGGGAAAUGACCGUUGAUGAAGUACAACGUAUUUAUCAGUUUAGCGUUCAAGAAACCCUUAUCAAUCGACAGGGCCUGGCUUUGUUGAAAAGUUUCUUGCAACAAGCGCGCAGUGGUGACAAAUCAACAACAGAACAGUUUGUAGAAGUCUAUGAGCAGUGUGGCCAAUAUAUGAGAGCAAAUGCAGCCAUUUUAACACUUGAUGAAUUAGAUGUACUUGUAGAUAAGGGUUUACCAUAUCACCUGGAGAAGGAACUGCAUAAUCAAAUUCAAACAGGAGAUAGUGACAACAUAACACGUUGUUUAUUUCGCAUCCAGGGCGAAAUGCGCAAUAGCAUUGAAUUAAGUGGCGAGUAUAAGGAGUAUAAAAAUGCUAUUCUAGAGAAACUAAAUCAAUGAGUAUAAGUAUCGUAUCUAAGAGUAACAUAUGUACUCAGGAACUGAAACCAAAAGUGCUUUCAACAAAUAUUUGUAAAAAGUUUAAUUCACAUGAAGAAAAUUACCCUGUUUUAACUUAUCGACCGACUAUCAGAUUUUCUUUGUGUUUUUAUUAUCAUUCAAACAAAGUAUUUUUUUAAAUGUGAAAAUAGAACUAGACAUUAUUUUACUUAUUUUAAAAAGCUUUAAUUUAGAAUUUUGCUAAAUACUCCUUUUGCGUCCCUUGUAUUAUGUACAUUAAAAGUUUUUUUUAUUACUUGCUAGUAUAUGUAGAGAAUUCUAAAAAUAUAAAAUUAUCAUUAUCUACUUUAUCAACAAUUUUGAUAUCUGGCCGUUGUUUUCU
Calliphora vicina (urban bluebottle blowfly) is the source of this 1261-nucleotide messenger RNA. RefSeq lists its product as uncharacterized. The coding region runs from base 421 to 879 and encodes 152 amino acids. The transcript is spliced from 2 exons. Lineage: Eukaryota; Metazoa; Arthropoda; Insecta; Diptera; Calliphoridae. The record is from RefSeq and is a predicted model, not a curated record.